UUGAACGUGAACACACUCUCAGUCUGUGUUUGCACAGAAAGCUCAGAUAGUUUCAGCAGCUGCAGCCUCCACCUGACAUCUUUAACCCUCGUACACCUGAGGUGUAGCUGUUACAUGAAAACCAGAAGAACAGGUGAUGCAACAUGUGAUGUAAAGGCACAAAAGAAAAGCCUCUGUAGCCUUCCUUCCUCUCCUGAAGGAACCAUGUCCGCAGUCUACCUCCUCUUCCUGCUGCUCCCUCUGGUGUCAGCACAGACCUAUCACUGGGGUCCCUGUCCCACUCCCAAGGUGCAGCCCAACUUCAACCUCCAGCAGUAUCUGGGCAGGUGGUAUGAGAUCGAGAAGCUGCCCGCUUCCUUCGAGAGAGGAAAGUGCAUAGAGGCCAACUAUGCUGUAAGGAGAGACGGAACCAUCCGGGUGCUGAACUCUCAGUUCUAUAAAGACAAGGUGAGGGUCGCAGAAGGGACAGCAGUGAUUCCCGACAUGAGAGAACCUGCCAAACUCGGAGUCAGCUUCUCAUAUUUUACUCCCUACAGCCCUUACUGGAUUCUGACCACUGACUACACCAGCCUGUCCGUCGUGUACUCCUGCGUGAACAUCCUCUACAUUUUCCACGUCGACUACGCCUGGAUCCUCGGGCGGUCGCGCUUCCUGCCUUACGAGACCGUGAGUUACGCCAAAGACCUGAUGGUGAAGGAAGGGAUCGACCUGUAUAGGAUGAAGCCCACAGAUCAGAAGGGCUGCAAGGAUAACUAGGGAUCAUGGAGACUCCUUCAGCACUCAGAUGAGGCAGGGCUGAAUACUGGAUUAACAAAUUUUUACUCCUGAUUUCCUGUGUUUAUCCAUCAUUAUCCGGGUCUGGUGUUGUAACUGUUCCACAUAACCCUGACAAAAAAAAUAGUUUAAUCUGCUGUGUUACAGAUAUGAAAACAUUUAAGAUCUUUUAAAAUAUAUUUUUAUAUUUUAAAAUCGCUUUAAAGAGGAAGGAAAUGGAAUUUGUAAAACCCACAAAACUCCAUUAUUCAAUGAAGUUACUCAUUAUUUCUUGUAUUGUGAUAUUCUAGUAGGACGUGUUACAUUAUGAGAAAUAAUGUUUUACAUAGUGUUGCAAUAAAACAAGCACAUUUGUGGUGAUGGCAAUAAAACAAGUGGGUGAGUUAUGUGUAUAUUAAAGCUGUAUUCAUUAAGCAGAUCA
This is a messenger RNA of Epinephelus lanceolatus (giant grouper), 1195 nucleotides long. It is a transcript of the gene apodb, whose product is annotated as apolipoprotein Db. Gene Ontology annotation, molecular function: lipid binding. Gene Ontology annotation, cellular component: cytoplasm. The record is from RefSeq and is a predicted model, not a curated record. Gene Ontology annotation, biological process: lipid transport; response to reactive oxygen species; lipid metabolic process. NCBI's taxonomy places the organism in Eukaryota, Metazoa, Chordata, Actinopteri, Perciformes, Serranidae.